AUGUCUCUGAACAUAGUCGAUAUUACUAAUUGUUGCAAGGAUGAUGUUCCACUGUUGUUGGUAGGAAACAAGAUAGAUCUUGAAGAUGAAAGAGUUGUCACAACUGCUGAGGGAAAGGCAAUGGCUGCAAGAAUUGGGGCUCGGUAUUUAGAAACAAGUGCAAAGGAAGGAAUUAAGGUGUUCUUUGACAUUCUUCGUCUUAUUACAAACUCAGGAUUUCAAGCGGAGGAAUGCCUGGAAGUUGCUCUAAAGGAUGGGUACAUUCCACACAGAGAUGACCUGUUUCCCAUCCACGGACCAGGAGGGGUGGGCAAAUCGAGUCUGAUAUCCAUGUUCCAAGGGAAAGAGAGAGAUCUGGCUCGCGUCAGCACUGCACUUACCGCAGAGCCCCUCCACCUCUGUCCCGUCCGAGAUGUGUCAACGUCCACCUUCACCGGUCCACUGAACCUAGCGAAGCAGCAGCACCUGGCGUCUGAGACUUCUUCAGUCCCGUACCAAACGGCGAUGGCGACGUCUAAAGCGUUUACACAAUAUAAGCUGUUAGUUGUCGGAGCAAGAUGGACAGGAAAGUCAGAACUCAUCUCUCAGUUUAUUCAAGGUAACGAGAUUGAGCCUGCGGCUGAAGAUUUUUAUCGAAAGCAGUGUAUAAUUGAUGAUAAGGUGGCUGUGCUUGACAUCCUGGAUACAACUGGACAAGAAACUUUAACUGCCAUGAGUGAUAUGUAUAUACGUACCCAGGAAGGAUUCCUACUCGUCUAUUCCAUCAGGAGUAGGAUGACUUUUCAUGAUAUUCUGGACUAUCAUGAACAAAUACUUCGAGCCAAGGACAUGUAUGUUAAAUCUGUGCCUGAUGUUCCUAUGGUGUUGGUAGCCAAUGAGCCACAUGAAGAGGAAAGAAUGGAGCAAGAAGAGAGGGAGGUUUCUACUGCUGAGGGAGAGGCUCUGGCUUUACAACUAAAAAUCAGAUACGUAGAAACAAGUGCCAAGCACACCGUCAAUGUGAGCAAAGCUUUUCAUGACCUUGUUCGUCUCAUUCGAGAAUCACAAAAUAAGAAUGUUGAAUUCUCCGUGAAAAAAAUUUUAAAAGCUGCACUUCGUGAUGGCUUUAUUCCCCACAAAGAUGACAAGUUCCUCAUUCAUGGACCGGGAGGGGCAGGCAAGUCGAGUCUUAUCGCCAUGUUCCUCGGGAAACAGAGAGAUCUGAUUCGCAUCAGUACCCCAGUCGCCAAUCAAUCGCUCCACCUCUGCCCCGUUCGAGAUGUCUCAACCAAAACGUACACCCGUGACUGGAAGGAGAUUGACUACAGCUGUCUCUCGCGAAUGAUAGCCCACACUACUCACCUCAUGUACCAGAGAUGGGCCAAUGAGAAAGAAAACACAGCAUACGUUAACAAAGAAACAGCCUCAGACGAUAAACCCCAGCAAGAAGCCUACCUUGCCUCUUCCCGGUAUUUGGGGUUUUUGGCCUAUUUUGAUGGAAAUCAAUCGAGCGUUUUAUUCUUCUAUAUAGGCCGGGGAGAACCAUAUGCAGACUUUGUAGCUGACAAACCACAGGACACUGAGUCUCCACUAAGAUCAAACCCAGCUCCACCAACGCUUACCAAAUCUGAUUUCAAUUCAACAGCCACUCUCUCUCAACAGCCGAAAAUGUCUAAUGGAAAACAUCACGUGGAUGAUUCACCAGGGCGAACGUUAACAGGUUGCGAUUUACAAACUCAACAAGUCUGUGACCUUCCCACUACCCAACACGAAUCUGCUUCUGGUCCUGAGCUGAGCCGUGUUGCAACUAAGGAAAAGACAAAAGUUGCUCCGCUAUUUACAGGUAAACUACAUACUUUUGUUAAUAAAAGUGAAGAUGCUACAAUAAACAAAGCAACACAACCCAGUCGGGUUGAUCAAGCAUGCAAGAUGGCUGCAAUUGAGGAGUACUACCUGGUGGUGUGUGGGGGAGAAGGAGUGGGGAAAUCUGAGCUAAUGUUAAAGUUCGUUGAGGACCGUGAAUAUGAUCCCGAUCCUUAUAGGAAAAAGUGUGUCAUUGAUGGUGAAGUUGUUUUCCUCGAUGUCAUGUCUACGGCAGGAUUAGAAGAGUUCAGUGCCAUGAGAGAGCAGUAUAAUCACACAGGGGAUGGGUUCUUACUAGUCUAUUCUGUCGACAACAGGAACAGCUUUGAGGAAAUUCGGAAGUAUUAUCGGCAGAUACUCAGGGUCAAAGACAAGUCAAAGUUUCCAAUGGUAUUAGUAGCCAACAAUUCAGAUUCAGAGAUGAGAGUAAUUUCUGCAGCUGAGGGAAUGGAACUGGCUUCAGAACUAAAAAUACAAUAUUUUGAAGCAAGUUUGAAGGAUCGUAUUGGUGUAGAAGAACCAUUUUAA
This is a messenger RNA of Geodia barretti, 2370 nucleotides long. NCBI's taxonomy places the organism in Eukaryota, Metazoa, Porifera, Demospongiae, Tetractinellida, Geodiidae. The record is from the annotation of a GenBank genome assembly.